AUAUUAUAAUAUUACAUAUUAUUAAGAUAAGACCAUUAUUACGUAUUACAUUACGUAUUACGCUUCCACAAUCAAAGUGAAAUAUAAUAUUACAUAUUAUUAAGAUAAGACCAUUAUUACGUAUUACAUUACGUAUUACGCUUCCACAAUCAAAGCGAAAUAUAAUUUUACAUUCUUUUUACUUUAUGCCUGUUGGUAUUCCAAAAGUUCCUUUUCAAGUUCCGGGAGAUAACGAUGCAAGCUGGGUUGACAUAUACAACCGAAUUUAUCGAGAAAGAUUGCUUUUUUUGGGCAAAGAGCUUGAUAUCCAGACCUCGAAUCAACUUGCGGGUAUUAUGAUCUAUCUCAGUAUAGAGAGUAAUAGCCGAGACCUGUUUUUUUUUAUAAACUCUCCUGGCGGAGGGAUAGUAUCUGGAUUAUCUCUUUUUGAUACUAUGCAAGCAGUGGAACCAGAUGUGCAUACACUAGCCAUGGGAUUGACCGCUUCAAUCGCAGCUUUUCUCUUGGUCGGAGGAGAAAUUACCAAACGCAGAGCAUUCCCUCACGCUCGGGUAAUGAUCCAUCAACCUAUUAGUAUGCUUAAGGAUGAUGGCUUCAAAGACUGGGUCAUGGAAACAGACGAAGUAAUGAAAAUGCAAGAAGACAUCAUAGAGGCUUAUGUACAAAGAACGGGCCAGCCCCGAUGGGUUAUAAACAAAGACAUGGAAAGAGAUAAUUUUAUGUCAGCAAAAGAAGCCAAAGAUCAUGGAAUUGUGGAUCAUAUAGUGCGUACAGAAUCGAGACCUAUAGUGAAUGAAAAACCUAUAGUGAAUGAAAAACCUAUAGUGAAUGAAAAACCUAUAGUGAAUGAAAAACCUAUAGUGAAUAACAAACCUAUAGUGAAUGAAAAACCUAUAGUGAAUGAAAAACCUAUAGUGAAUGAAAAACCUAUAGUGAAUGAAAAACCUAUAGUGAAUAACAAACCUAUAGUGAAUAACAAACCUAUAGUGAAUAACAAACCUAUAGUGAAUAAAAAAUGGAGACUAGUUAACGACAAUGGCAAUGGAAGACCACCAUUUGACGACAAUGGCAAUGGAAGACCACCAUUUGACGACAAUGGCAAUGGAACAUGCCAACUAUUAAACAACUUAUUAGAAAUGCAAGACAGCCAAUUAGAAAUGUCACGAAAGCCCCUGCUCUUCGGGGAUGUCCUCAGCGCCGAGGAAGAUGUACUAGGGUGUAUGUGCGACUUGUUCAGAUCAUGGGCUGAGAAAAAGGAAACAAUUUUUCAGUAUCAACGAUCAGUACCAGUGAAUAGAAUGGGGUUCUUCCGUUCACUAUCUAAAAAAGAUAGAUCUACCAUAUCCUUCUAUUGUCAAAAAGAUUAUGCUUCGACUCUUGCAAAGAACGGACUAACAGGAUCUCGUUGUGAAAGAUCUAUUACUGAAAAAUUUAUGAGUAGAGCCGAAGAGUGUGAACUAAUGAAAGAGGGAUAUAUAGCUCGGAGACAAAGAGUAAGAGCUUUGGUUUCGGCUGAUCGGGAUAGAGAUAGGAAAAAAAGAUAUUUUCGUCGUUUGUGGAUCACUCGAAUAAAUGCAGGAAUUCGAGGAAUGGGGGUAUCCUAUAAUUAUAGUAGAUUAAUAAAAAAUCGGUACAAGAAACAGUUGCUUCUUAAUCGUAAAAUACUUGCACAAAUAGCUAUCUCAAAUAGGAAUUGUCUUUAUAUGAUUUCCAACGAGAUUAUAAAAUAA
Molecule: messenger RNA, 1730 nt
Organism: Durio zibethinus
Lineage: Eukaryota; Viridiplantae; Streptophyta; Magnoliopsida; Malvales; Malvaceae
Source: RefSeq, a predicted model, not a curated record